This is a messenger RNA of Pipistrellus kuhlii (Kuhl's pipistrelle), 2794 nucleotides long. RefSeq names its product zyg-11 related cell cycle regulator (gene ZER1). The transcript is spliced from 16 exons. Gene Ontology annotation, cellular component: Cul2-RING ubiquitin ligase complex. Lineage: Eukaryota; Metazoa; Chordata; Mammalia; Chiroptera; Vespertilionidae. Bases 264 to 2558 code for a protein of 764 amino acids. Gene Ontology annotation, molecular function: protein binding. The record is from RefSeq and is a predicted model, not a curated record.
CUUCGCGAACGCCGGUCCGCGGUUGCUAAGGGGCGGCCCCGGAAGUGACGCGCCAGGGGUUUGUUGACAGCGGAGGCGGCGGCGGCUGCAGGCUCCCAGCCGUAGGAGCCGGAUCGGGGGAGGGGCCGGGCCCCGGAGCCUGCACCCGGCGGCCUGCAGCCCUCAGGGCAAGGCUGUGGCUCUGCCGAUGACCCUGUGAGUGCUGAGUGACUGUUGUCCCUGGAGGCCCCUGUUCUGGAGCGGCCCACCUUCCUGCCCCCAGCAUGGCGUCGGACACCCCCGACUCCCUGAUGGCCCUCUGCACCGACUUCUGCCUGCGCAACCUGGACGGCACCCUGGGCUGCCUGCUGGACAAGGGGUCCCUACGGCUGCACCCCGACAUCUUCCUGCCCAGCGAGAUCUGCGACCGGCUCGUCGACGAGUACGUGGAGCUGGUCAAUGCUGCCUGCAACUUUGAGCCACACGAAAGCUUCUUCAGCCUCUUCUCAGAUCCUCGCAGCACCCGCCUCACCCGCAUCCACCUCCGCGAGGACCUGGUGCAAGACCAGGACCUGGAAGCCAUUCGCAAGCAGGACCUGGUGGAGCUGUACCUGACCAACUGCGAGAAGCUGUCGGCCAAGAGCCUGCAGACGCUGCGGAGCUUUAGCCACACGCUGGUGUCCCUGAGCCUUUUCGGCUGUGCCAACAUCUUCUACGAGGAGGAGAACCCGAGGGGCUGUGAGGACGAGUGCCUCGUCAACCCCACCUGCCAGGUGCUGGUUAAGGACUUCACCUUCGAGGGCUUUAGCCGCCUGCGCGUCCUCAACUUGGGCCGCAUGAUUGAUGGGGUCCCCGUGGAGUCCCUGCUGCGGCCGCUCAGUGCGCUGGCUGCCUUGGACCUCUCAGGCAUUCAGACCAGCGACGCGGCCUUCCUGACCCAGUGGAAAGACAGCCUGGUGUCCCUCGUGCUCUACAACAUGGACCUGUCGGACGACCACAUUCGUGUCAUCGUCCAGCUGCAUAAGCUGCGACACUUGGACAUCUCCCGAGACCGCCUCUCCAGCUACUACAAGUUCAAGCUGACUCGCAAGGUGCUGAGCCUCUUCGUGCAGAAGCUGGGGAACCUCAUGUCCCUGGACAUCUCCGGACACAUGAUCCUGGAGAACUGCAGCAUCUCCAAGAUGGACGAGGAGGCCGGGCAGACCAGCACCGAGCCUUCCAAGAGCAGCAUCAUGCCUUUCCGGGCUCUGAAGAGGCCGCUGCAGUUCCUCGGGCUCUUCGAGACCUCCCUGUGCCGCCUCACGCACAUUCCGGCCUACAAGGUGAGUGGCGACAAGAACGAGGAGCAGGUGCUGAACGCCAUCGAGGCCUACACGGAGCACCGGCCCGAGAUCACCUCCCGGGCCAUCAACCUGCUUUUUGACAUCGCGCGCAUUGAGCGCUGCAACCAGCUCCUGCGGGCUCUGAAGCUGGUCAUCACAGCCCUCAAGUGCCACAAGUAUGACAAGAACAUCCAAGUGACCGGCAGCGCCGCCCUCUUCUACCUGACCAACUCCGAGUACCGCGCCGAGCAGAGCAUCAAGCUGCGCCGCCAGGUCAUCCAGGUGGUGCUCAAUGGCAUGGAAUCCUACCAGGAGGUCCAGCGGAACUGCUGCCUGACCCUCUGCAACUUCAGCAUCCCGGAGGAGCUGGAGUUCCAGUACCGCCGCGUCAACGAGCUCCUGCUCAGCAUCCUCAACCCCACGCGGCAGGACGAGUCCAUCCAGCGCAUCGCCGUGCACCUGUGCAACGCCCUGGUCUGCCAGGUGGACAACGACCACAAGGAGGCCGUGGGCAAGAUGGGCUUCGUCGUGACCAUGCUGAAACUCAUUCAGAAGAAGCUGCUGGACAAGAUAUGUGACCAGGUCAUGGAGUUCUCCUGGAGCGCGCUCUGGAACAUCACGGACGAGACGCCCGACAACUGUGAGAUGUUCCUCAACUUCAGCGGCAUGAAGCUCUUCCUGGACUGCCUGAAGGAAUUCCCUGAGAAGCAGGAACUCCAUCGGAACAUGCUGGGCCUCCUGGGAAAUGUGGCCGAGGUGAGGGAGCUGCGGCCCCAGCUAAUGACCUCCCAGUUCAUCAGUGUCUUCAGCAACCUGCUGGAGAGCAAGGCCGAUGGGAUCGAGGUUUCCUACAACGCCUGCGGCGUCCUGUCGCACAUCAUGUUCGACGGGCCCGAGGCCUGGGGCAUCUGCCAGCCCCAGCGGGAGGAGGUGGAGGAGCGCAUGUGGGCCGCCAUCCAGAGCUGGGACAUCAACUCCCGGAGGAACAUCAAUUACAGGUCGUUUGAGCCAAUCCUUCGCCUCCUUCCCCAGGGCAUCUCCCCCGUCAGCCAGCACUGGGCCACCUGGGCCCUGUACAACCUUGUGUCUGUCUACCCGGAUAAGUACUGCCCCCUGCUGAUCAAAGAAGGCGGGAUGCCCCUUCUGAAGGACAUGAUCAAGAUGGCCACGGCGCGGCAGGAAACCAAGGAGAUGGCCCGAAAGGUGAUCGAGCACUGCGGUAACUUUAAGGAGGAGAACAUGGACACGUCCAGAUAGAGGCCUGGUCCCGUGGCCACCACUGCUCUGGACACGGCCGGCCGGCAGCACUCCGCCAGCCGGCACCCCCGGGAGCGCCCACUGGGUGAAGGGACGCGAGGACUUUUGCACAACUGACGCUUUUCCUUAACAUUAGUGAGAUAUAUAUAUUAUAUAUAUAUAUUAUUUUUGUUGGUAGGAAGUGUGAAGUUUUGUGUAUAUGAUUUCUGUACAAAAACAAAAGAGAUUCUCCCUGA